This is a messenger RNA of Verticillium alfalfae VaMs.102, 1605 nucleotides long. RefSeq names its product FAD binding domain-containing protein. The coding region runs from base 1 to 1605 and encodes 534 amino acids. The record is from RefSeq and is a predicted model, not a curated record. Gene Ontology annotation, molecular function: FAD binding; oxidoreductase activity. NCBI's taxonomy places the organism in Eukaryota, Fungi, Ascomycota, Sordariomycetes, Glomerellales, Plectosphaerellaceae. The transcript has 3 exons.
AUGAAGUUCUCUCUCGCUCUCCAGGCCGCUGCCCUGGCUACUUUUCAGGGCGCUGCUGCCGCUCCUGCAGCCAGCUCAUGCUAUUGCCUGCCUGGCGAUGCGUGCUGGCCCAAGGAGAGUGCUUGGUCUCGGUUCAACUCUACCGUCGGCGGCCGCCUCGUGGCUACUGUGCCCAUCGGCUCGCCGUGCCAUGAUCCCACCUACGACGCUGCUGCAUGUGCCCAGCUGCAGUCGCAGUGGACGAACCCCUUGACCCACUACGCUGUUGAUGUCGAAUGCUCGUCUGAUGUGGCGAGGGCUUUGAAGUUCGCCAAGGCCAACAACCUUCGUGUUGUCGUCCGCAACACCGGUCAUGACUUCCUUGGCCGAUCCACUGGUGCUGGUGCCCUUGCUAUCUGGACCAACCACCUCAAGUCGAUCGACUUUGUAGACUGGGAUGAUGAAUACUACACCGGUCCUGCUGUGUCCGUGGGCGCUGGUGUUCAGGGCUAUGAGAUCCUUGAGGCUGCCAACGCCAAGGGCCUCUCUGUCGUUACUGGCGAGUGUGCCACUGUCGGUCUCGCCGGCGGCUUCACCCAGGGUGGCGGCCACUCUGCCCUGAGCACACAGUUUGGCCUGGCAGCUGACCAGACCCUGUCCUUCCACGUCAUCACCGCCGACGGACGCACCGUGACGGCCUCGCCCAAGGUCAACCCUGACCUUUACUGGGCCCUCAGCGGAGGCGGCGGCGGCACCUUUGGCGUCGUCGUCGGCAUGACCGUUCGCGCCUAUCCAGCUGCCCCCGUCGGUGGUGCAUUGUUCCAGCUCCUCAAGCCCACGACGACGCCCGAGAAGUUCGCCGCCGCCGUCGAUGCUUUCCAGGAUGCGCUCCCCGGUAUGAUCGACCACGGCGCCAUGGUCGUCUACUACAUGAACAGCAUGAUGCUUGUUGUUAAGCCCCUGACACUGUGGAACUCGUCUGCCGAACACGUUCGCGACGUCGUCCUGAAGCCCUUCACUACGGCUCUAACCGAGAUCGGCAUCAACCUGCCCGUCGCGUACAGCACCCUGUCCUACCGCGACCACUACGACCGCUACAUGGGCCCGCUGCCCAAAGGCAGUCUCGAGGUGGCCCGCUACCAGUUCGGCGGCCGUCUCAUCCCCCGCUCCGCUUUCUCGGACGCCAACCGCCCGGCCCUCAAGGCCGUCAUUGGCAACCUGACCGCCAACGGCGUCCUCGCCGUCGGUUCCGCCGGCACCUACAAGAAGCCCGCCGGGGCCGCCGACAACUCCGUCUUCCCCGCCUGGCGCGACACACUCGUCCAGAUGCAGCUCAUCACCGAUUGGGACAGUAAGGCGCCCUGGGACAACAUGCUCGAGGCCCAGCGCCGCAUGACUGAGCAGUUCAUGCCCCAGAUCGAGGCCGUCACCCCCGGCAGCGGCUCGUACAUGAACGAGGCCGACUUCAGGCAGCCCAACUGGCAGAAGACCUUCUUUGGCGACAACUACGCCGAGCUACUGAAGAUCAAGAAUAAGUGGGACCCCGAGGGUAGGCUGUACGUGCUCAAGGGCGUUGGCAGUGAGAGGUGGUCCGUCGCUGCCGAUGGCCGUAUGUGCAGGGCGUGA